Messenger RNA from Cuscuta campestris, 561 nucleotides. NCBI's taxonomy places the organism in Eukaryota, Viridiplantae, Streptophyta, Magnoliopsida, Solanales, Convolvulaceae. The record is from the annotation of a GenBank genome assembly.
GAUAUUUACUAUGCAACUGCUAAGAUGACCAAUGGUCUUUAUAUCUUAGACUUAGACGCCACUGUUUAUAACGUAGAUGUUAAGAGAAGCAAACCAAACAGUUUGAAUCUCACAUACCUUUGGCAUUGUCGUUUGGGCCACAUUAACGAGAAACGCAUAUCUAAGUUACGUCACUCUGGCGUACUUGAUUCAUUUGACCUCGAGUCUUAUGAUACGCCUCAUGACGUCUGGUAAGCUGGAUUCCAAAUCUGACAGGUGUAAAUUUGUGGGAUACCCUAAGGAAACGAAAGGGUAUGAGUUCUAUCAUCCGACCGAUAACAAAAUCUUUGUUGCUCGGAAUGGAACCUUCCUUGAGAAGGAGUUUCUCUCUACUGUUUCUAGUGGGAGAAAGGUAGACCUCGAAGAAAUUCGAGAACCACAAGAAGAGAUCUCAAUAGCAGUGGAACCCGAGCGUCAAGAUUUAGUAUCUCGACCAGCUCAGACUUGGUUGAGCGAGAACUUCGCCAUGAAGGACUUGGGGAAUGCUAGUUAUGCCCUUGGCAUAAGAAUCUACCGUGAUAG